GGGGAGAAUAACAUCACGUUAAAUGAGUCGCGCGUGCCUUUUGUGUGCCGUGCGUUAAAGCCGUGGUGAAUGUGAUGCCGGGUCUGCAAGCAGCACAGAUGACUUGAGCCUCGUUCUGCAAAGAGAAGACUCACCGAUAACCAUGGCUGACCAGUACAGUAUGUUUCUAACGACGGCACCCCCGCUUCGACGAGGGAGCACACCCCUGCCUGUCAAGCACCAGCUGCGGAGGGAAGAGGCCGUAUCCGAGGACUGUGAUUGGAUCCCGGGCUUGGAGGAGCCUACCACGUUGCCUAUCAGUGACACAGCGGUGCCUCGGGAUGAGUCCUUCAGCCAAUCGGCUGCUGCUCAGUCAUCUUACCACAGCCAUGGCGGGGCACUGAGGAUAGUGCUACUGGGACAGAAUGGCGUGGGCAAGUCGUCGCUGGCCUUAUCUCUGGCCGGGCAGUCAGACAGAUCCCUCUCUAUAGACUCUGAGACACAAGCAUGUGGUGAGGGCUACGAGUAUACGGUGACAGUGGACGACGAGGACAGCAAAGUCAUCAUUUUUGACAACUGGAAACAGGACCUCUCCACACUGCAGUGCGAUGUGUGUAUCCUGGUCUUCUCAGUGACAGACAGGCGAAGUUUUCACCGCACCGCCCAGCUCCGCCUCCUUCUCAGGGAGUCCCAGCCACAAACCCCAAUCAUCCUUGUGGGCAACAAGAGUGACCUAGUGCGGUCCCGUGAAAUCAGCUCCGAGGAGGCCCAGUCCAGCGCCAUGAUGUUUGACUGCCUCUACUUGGAGCUCUCGGCCUCCUUAGAACACGGCACCAAUGAGCUGCUGGAGGCGGCAGUGCGGACCGCGAGGGGAGACUGCGUCGGCCCCGGAUGGACGGACGGUGACCCCGGUGCUGGCCGCAGGGAGAGCCUGACGAGCCGGGCCAAGCGCUUCCUGGCCGGUCUCGUGCCCCGAUCGUACGGCCGAGACAGGGACCGCGAUCGAGGCCGCUACAGGGAGAUGAGCCGCCACAGGGGCAGCAAAAUCCUUCGGCAGAAGUCCCGCUCCUGUCAUGACCUCAGUGCACUGUGACACACACCCACACACAUAAAUGCAGGCAAAUAGACACACUCAACAUGAACACAGACAUACACCAAAUUGAAAGAAAUGGAGGUGAGGGUGGGGGGGGAGCUAAAAGAUUGAGGAGUAAAAGGAGAUCGAGCUGGAGGGACAUCAUGAAAAGGACUGGAGCAGGCUCACAGGAAUGGGAAAAUUAGAGAGGUGUAAGUAGAUAAAUUUAGCCGCGGCAGAGGAAGGUCAGGGGAGGAGAAAGUGGGAGCAAACAAUGAACAGAUAGCCCGAAACCCAUUUCGGGAGAGCGAAAAAUCAACGAUAAGGAGGGGAGCUCCAUUUGUCGCUCCGGCUUGGGUGAGUCAGUGAGCACUCGUUACCUGAUGAGAGCCGGCGAGGGAAGAUUAGCAAGAGAGUUGGAUCAAGCUGGCGAUUUGACGCUUAAUGUCGCGAAAUGAGAAGCAGACUGGGGUCACAAAUAAACACACACCCAAGUAGCACGCACUGAUAAUGUAGAGACUGAUAGCAAUCUAAUGUAUACCUGUUAUAGACCCUGUUUUAUAGCAUGCAGAGUAGACGAUUUAAGACAUGAUCCUGUAGGUUUUACAGUUACACGAUUCUGUACCUCAGUGGCCAAUAGCUAAUGCACAAUCUAGCUAGUGUCUCUAGCAACGCCAUCUCAAAGGCAAGACUAUUUAUAAAAGUGCUCCAUCUCCGCGCAUCUUUGGCCAGUUUCCACACUGCAUCCACUGUUCUGUCCCCAUAUUGAUUUAAAGUAGUGUUUGAUGAUACUGCCUGUGGCACAUGUUCAUUUGAGACUUUUAUACAAGGUUUAAAACGUCAGCACCCAAGCCAUAACUUUUGCUGAAUGCACCACGAGUGAUCAGCACAAAAAACCCUUUACUGGAGGAUGUGAAGCAAAGGAGAAAAGGUCAAGACGGCUAUAAGGACUAAGCCGUUGGCAGGGAUAACCAGACUGAGCUCUUCUUCAAUCGAAGCUGAGUCACAGAACACUGAGAUACUCUUGAAGCGCAGGAGGACAAAACAAGAAAACCUAAUCUACCUGUGGCUGUUUGAUGUAUUCCUUCUCUUCCCUUUUUUACCCACCGGCAUCAUUAUUAUUAUUAUGAUGAUGAUUCUUAUAAUCAUUAUUAUUAUUGUUAUUAUUAUUAUUAUUGUUAUGUGUGUUUCGACUGAAUUCUGUGGGGGCUGGCCACACAGGUGACCCAGAAAAGAACGUUCUGGAAACGUUGUUCUGAUAUCUCAUCAAGCGUGGCGGCGUCACUGACACUUCCUCACUUGUUUGUCAUCGUCUACUGAGCACUCUCGUCUUUACC
Oreochromis aureus is the source of this 2388-nucleotide messenger RNA. It is a transcript of the gene rem2, whose product is annotated as RAS (RAD and GEM)-like GTP binding 2. Gene Ontology annotation, molecular function: calcium channel regulator activity; GTP binding; GTPase activity. NCBI's taxonomy places the organism in Eukaryota, Metazoa, Chordata, Actinopteri, Cichliformes, Cichlidae. The record is from RefSeq and is a predicted model, not a curated record. Bases 143 to 1072 code for a protein of 309 amino acids. The transcript has 5 exons. Gene Ontology annotation, cellular component: plasma membrane.